AUGCGGACGACCUUGAUGCUUGUCGCCGCUGUCGCAUGCGCGGUCCAAGGAGCGCGGCUGCGCAGCCCGUCGAUGGGUUCGGCGCUCAUGCUCGUGUCGAGUGAUGAGGCGUCCGCGGCUCCGGCGGGUCGCGCCAAGGCGCCGGCCGCCAUCAACCUCUUUGAGCCAACGAACGAGUGGAAGACGAUCGAGGAAGGCCAGCAGUUACCUGGGGGCUUGUGGAUUCGAAUCAACUUGGCCACGGGUCUCAAAGAAGCCCGACUGCUUGAGUAGUGGGCCACCGAAUCCUUGCAAGGAUCGAAGCACGGGUUGGGUACUGUAAUGCGCGGAAUUGCAUCACACUGUCCGUGGUCGUUAUGACAGUCGUGCUAAUAUAUUGGCUGCGAGACCAUACGA
Messenger RNA from Saprolegnia parasitica CBS 223.65, 396 nucleotides. RefSeq lists its product as hypothetical. The transcript has 2 exons. Lineage: Eukaryota; Oomycota; Saprolegniomycetes; Saprolegniales; Saprolegniaceae. The coding region runs from base 1 to 273 and encodes 90 amino acids. The record is from RefSeq and is a predicted model, not a curated record.